AAACACCGUCCACAAAUAUAGGAGCUACUUGAAAAUUAUUAUGUUUCUAGUCUGAAUAAUAAAAACAAUUUUCAGUCAUGAACUCCAAUUACUACAAACUACUUUUGCUGGGCGGCGCCGUGCGUUUAUAUUUCAGUCAAACGUCUUUAGCUCCGCUUAUCGGGAAUCGCGUUGAAUUUGCCACUCCUUUAAAUUCGUUUAAGCGCCUGCAAGAGGGCGUAUUCCUGCUUCAGCAAGGUGUGGAUCCAUACAGCGGAGAUUUGGUGCAUGAGUCGCCACUGCUUUUGAAAGCCCUCUCAGGCAUUUUGAUAAACUAUGCUCAAGUGCUCCCACUACUAUAUAUAUUGUUAGACUUGUGCACGGCCACGCUACUAUGUUUGCUGGGCCAUACGUUUGUGAAGCAAAAGCUGCAACAGCAAAAAGGAGAAUGCGAAGAGUACGCAAAAGAUACAGAAGAGCUACAGUAUACCGAUGAGGACAAAUCCCACAUACCGGAGCUGGUGCUAUUGGCCUAUCUAUUCAAUCCACUGACUAUAAUGAGCUGCAUAGGACUGACCUCCACAGUGCUGAGCAAUUUACUGCUUGCAUUGAUUCUAUACUCAAUGGUUAAGCGCCAGCUAUUGAUCUGCACCGUUCUGCUGGCCUUCGAGACAGUUCGCAAUCUUUAUCCAUUUGUUCUGAUUGCGCCGUUGAUCUUACUCUUUGCUCGCCGUUCUGUCCCUAUGGGCAUCGCCAUAUUCAUCAUAUUUGUUACCUCUUGCUUUGCUGUGGCUGGUGCGAAUUUCUUGGUGAUGAAUAGCUGGAAUUACCUAGAUGGCACACUCGGAUUUAUCUUCUUCUUCCGUGAUCUACAGCCCAAUAUUGGUCUAUUCUGGUACUUCUUUACAGAGAUGUUUGAGCAUUUCCGCACCAUGUUUCUGAUUACAUUCCAAUUAAAUGCCACCGUUUUGUAUUUGGUUCCAUUGUCCUUGAAGUUGCGCAAGGAGCCCCUGCUGCUGGCCACCGUGCUCAUUGCGCUCAUGGCGGUCUUUCGUGCAUAUCCUAGUCUAGGCGAUGUUGGAUUCUAUUUGGCCUUAUUGCCGCUGUGGCGUCGUUGCUGGAAGUUCAUGGCCCAUGGAUUUGUCGUGUUUACUUUCUUUCUGAUAACGCUGUCCAUGAUGGGCGCCUUUUGGCAUUUGUGGAUCUAUGCCGGCUCUGCUAAUGCCAAUUUCUACUUUGGAGCCACCCUCGCUUUCAGCACGGGUCAAAUAUUCCUAAUUACGGAUUUGCUGUUCGCGCACGUGAAGCGCGAGUUCUGCCUCUACAAUGGGCAGAAGAUUAUGAUUGACGGGGAAGAGGCGCGUAUAUUACUAGAAUAAGCCGUUUUUGAAGAAUUCACCAAUUAAAAGAAUGAAUUUAUUCAACUAA
Messenger RNA from Drosophila arizonae, 1407 nucleotides. It is a transcript of the gene PIG-U, whose product is annotated as phosphatidylinositol glycan anchor biosynthesis class U. Gene Ontology annotation, biological process: attachment of GPI anchor to protein. Gene Ontology annotation, cellular component: GPI-anchor transamidase complex; membrane. Lineage: Eukaryota; Metazoa; Arthropoda; Insecta; Diptera; Drosophilidae. The record is from RefSeq and is a predicted model, not a curated record.